CCUCAAUAUUCAAGAUGGCGGAUGUGGACUCUUGUCACAACAAAUCUUCCCCAAAAUAAUUACCAUGCCGUUAAAUAUUCUAACUACAAACUAUGUCAGCUUCUACCUCGGGACAGCGAUUUGCUGAUUACUUUGCUGUGUGUGGAUUAGAUGCUGUUACGGGUUUGGAACCGGAUCAACUUUCAGGAGAUUCACAUCAUGUGUCACCGCUAGAGAGAUCUUACAAGGCCAAGGUCUUAUCCCAUUUUCCUGCUAAUGUUGACUGGAACCCUUUUGACGAGGAUGCUGUGCGAAUGCUGUCAUUCCCCCAUGGUCUAACAUUCAGAACGCAAGCAGAACCCCAUUCCCCGUCUCUUCACUCAUUCCUUAUAACCCGUGAGGAUGGGUCUCGUGUCUACGGAUGUGCCCUUACAGUCUAUGAGGUUGUUGAUGAAGAGGAGAUUUGUAAAGCCAUGCAAGUGCUCCAAUCCAUGCAUGAAGCAGAGCUGCAUAUGGCACGAUCAAAGACCAAAGCAAGAUCACAAUCUCCUGUUGUCAUCACUGGUGCAGAUAGUCCAACAAAGCGAGCAACAGAAGUAGACUCUGAGUACACACAAGAGGUUGAGAUGUCUAACAGGAAAACUUUUGACAUGAAAAAGGACACUCUAAUGGUCUCCAAGUGCAUUUCCAUCAUAAUGCCUCUUCCAUUUAUUACUGCGGCAAUGUCAUACCUACAGCAGAUAUACCAUGCUGCCAAGACAGCAGACUUGCCUUUGCCUCUUGAAUCAUACAUUUAUAAUCUGUUAUAUGAGGUCCCGCUGCCCCCACCAGGCAGGACGAUGAGGUUUAAUUGUGUUAAGGAAAGCAUAACAUGCCAGCGCCCGGGGCCUAAUGAGCUGCCAUUGUUUGAUUACUCCUUGAAGGAGAUGUUUUCUUGGCUUGGGGUGGAGAAUGUUGUGGAAUUGUUCACCUGUGUCCUAUUGGAGCAUCAGAUUCUUCUUCUAUCUAACAGUUUUCAUCGGUUUAUGUUGGUUGCUGAGGGCGUUGUGACCCUGAUUUUCCCGUUCAUCUGGCAACACGUCUAUGUACCUAUCCUCCCUGCAGCCUUGCAGCACUUCCUUGAUGCCCCUGUGCCAUUCAUCAUGGGCCUGUACUGCGCCUCAGAAGAUUUCAAAGCCAACCUUCAACUGCCCUCAGAGGCAUCCCUAUGUCUUGUUGACAUUGAUAACUGUAAAGUUCUUAGCCCUGAGGACCUGCCAGAGUUCCCCAACAAACAGGACCUUAUUGAAGAACUCCUAGAAACCAUCGAGAAAUUUAACAUUGCCUCCCAAGAGAGCAAUAAUCCCUUGUCUAGCAAUAGUCGGUGCAGCAGUGAAGGUAAUAGUCUGGACAAUUCACUGGAGAUCCCUCUUGGGGAGAAUGUAUAUGGUAACACUAGCAGUGCAGACGAGGAAAGUGGGUUCGGGAGUGCUGGUGGUUCACCACGAGGCUCUCCAAAGCUCAAACCACGAGCUAAAAAGCAGAAAUCCCCAUCUUCAUCUCCGAAAACUGAAAGACGUGAAAAACCUUCGAGGGUAAGACCGAGACGGAUGUCUGCUGGGAGCAGAGUUAGUAAAUCCAAGUCUGCAUCUAGUUUAGAUAUGUCUAAAAACCCUAGGCUGCAAGCUAUUGCAGCUAUAGCAGAGAGAACGGGGAUUAUUGCGCCUAUCUCUACUGUCGCUUCCAGCUUGGAGAAAUCCGCCUCUGAUUCCCAAAUCAGUACUUUCAGUGUAGAAGAACGGAUGUUUAUAUAUGGGGAACCAGCCAAGGAGAUCUCUCGCAAACAGCAGCAUGAGAACGAGUUCAACACUGCCAUAAGGGAGAUAUUUGUCAAUCGAUUCACUCAAAUUUUACUGGAGUAUGAAUCGUUUGUGAUUCAGCCGGCUCAAGAUAUGGGUCAGUGGAUCUCUAAUCGCGAGCAGAUGCAGAAUUUUGACAAGGCUUCCUUCCUGUCCGAUCAGCCAACACAGUUUCUGCCAUUCCUUUCACCCUUCACAGAGACACAAAUGUUUGCUAGUUUUAUUGACACCAAGAUCUUAGCGGCUUGGGAGGAGGCGGACCCUGCCCUUGCUGUGUUUGAUCAGAGGGUGGAGAACAUGAAGAGACAUCUUGGGGUGGUCAGGUCACCCUCAUACGAACGGUGCAUGACUCUCAAAAAUGCAAUCCAAGUUCUCCUGAAGAGAUCAAACUCUGUGGAUUACAUGGCAGCCUCCCCCCAUAUACUCACUAUUCCUGAUAAGAAGGAUACUAAAGCAGACUGUUUUCUGAAUCUGAGCAAAGAUGUCCUUGAUGAUUGUCCACAAGGGAAAGGGAGUGGUAAGGUCAACUGGAGACGGCGCAACCGGCAGCAGCUUCACUCACAACAUGUACUGCUCAACACCAUGCAGGAUGGGAAGAAAAUGCGGGAUAAACUUGCUAGCAGUCUAAAGAAAUACAUGCAGGAGGCAAAGACCAAGAGCAGUCAGAGUCAACUUGGGGAUCUGACACUAGACUCUACACAGAAUGCAUUCAUACAGAAACUACUCAAGGAGUGUAGGCAAAAGACCAAAAAGAUGCUGGUCCAAAAGAUGGGCCAAGAGGCAGUGGACCUUGGCCACACAGAUGCCAGUGUCUCUGGUGUGGAGGAGAACACCCUCAUCGCCAGUCUGUGUGACCUUCUUGAGAGAGUGUUCAGCCAUGGGCUCCAAACAAGAGAGGGGAAAUCUGCACUAUGGUCGCAUCUGAUUGCUUACCAGACGCUGUGUGAAGAUCACACAUCUGACCAAUCGGAUCAUAACUCCUUAUCGCCAGCAGAAGCCAUGCGUACAGUUGACUCUCCUACCAAGCACUCCCCCCAGAAAAGGCGCAGCAUUGGUGUCCCCACUGAUAUCCUAGCCUUGAUGCAACCACUCAGUCAAUCAGCUGCCGUGUUAUCAGACAUGAGACAUGUCCAGAGCAUGACAGAGAUCAAGACGGACAUCGGGCAUGCUCGCGCCUGGGCAAGGUUGUCUUUGGAGAAGAAGGUCUUGUCCAAGCAUCUAAAGCAAGUCGUCAAUGAUGACAGACUCUUGAGGUUACGCUAUAAGGACUAUGCCUUUCUGCGCACAGAGGAGGAGCGUGAGCAGUUCCUGUAUCAUCUGCUGUCGCUCAAUGCUGUAGAUUUCUUCUGCUUCACAAACUGCUUCACGUCAACAGCCGUGACUUAUAAAGUGGUAAUCAAGACUGGAAAGCAGCUUGGAGGGGGGUCAACGACAGCAAACGCAUGGAUGCUCCUAGCAGGCCACAUAACAGACACUGCAGUCAUGGCUCUACCCAAAAACGAGAACGAGUUUCGAUUCCAGCACCCUAAUCUUGGUGGGUUGACGACUCUGCGUAUUGGCCAUGAUAACGCUGGUCUCUCCCCUGGCUGGUUUAUCGAGCAAGUCAUCGUCAAGAAUGAAGUCACCGGACACAUCUUUAGGUUCCCUUGCGGGCGCUGGAUCGCCAGAAAUGUCGACGAUGGGAGCACUGAGAGGCUGCUUGUUGGAGAGCUUAUCAAACCCAGAAAUGAAGACGCCAAUCUGGCCGAUGUGUGCCGUCUGUCUCCUCAGAGGAGGUCUCCUGUGCUCUCCCGCCGCAACAGCGAGCGAACUCGUAUCCCUGAUGUCCAAGAGCGUGUCGCCGAUGCCGUCAACAACAUCGUCAAGUAUUUCUACAAACCUGAAAAAGAGCGGGGCAACCUGACGUACCUUCUUUGUGGCGAUGGAGGGCUAUGCCAAGCUCUAGAGCAGGUAUUCCAGUGCGGUUUCAAGUCUUCUCGUCUCUUUCGUAACAACUUCUUCAUCUGGGACAUUUUAGAAAAAGCUCACCAGUACCUGCAAAUGAAUGAUGAAGAAUCUUUGCCUGAACUUAAAAGAGCACGUCAAUCAUUUAUCACCAUGGUGACGCGCAUUAAUAACUCCUCCCAGUCUGUUGGCAAGGAUGGCAAGUUCCAAUCGUUCGUGUGUCUUGGGGCACGUGAUCACUUUCUGCAGGACUGGCUUCGCCUCAUCUCACUAUGUCCCGCUGCCACCAACAUGUACGACGCUGCUUCCUUCUUCAGGGACCCCGCACUUGUGCAGUUCCUCGUAGACGUAUUGACAGCCCUGGUAGAGUUUAACAUCACUUUAGAAGCUUCGCUUUUGAAGGGCAUGACAUAAAGACUGGUGUGACUCAAGGGUUGCGUGACAUGAGACGAAGAGUGGUGUGACUCAAGGGUUGCGUGACAUGAGACGAAGAGUGGUGUAACCCAAGGGUUGCAUGACAUCCGAUGAAGAGUGGUGUGACUCAAGGGUUGCGUGACAUGAGACGAAGAGUGGUGUAACCCAAGGGUUGCAUGACAUCCGAUGAAGAGUGGUGUGACUCAAGGGUUGCGUGACAUGAGAUGAAGAGUGGUGUGACUCGAGGGUUGGGUGACAUGAGAUGAAGAGUGGUGUGACUCAAGGGUUGCGUGACAUUAGACGAAGAGUGGUGUGACUCAAGGGUUGCAUGACAUUAGAUGAAGAGUGGUGUGACUCAAGGAUUGCGUGACAUGAGACUAAGAGUGGUGUGAACAAAGGGUUGCGUGACAUGCGAUGAAGAGUGGUGUAACUCAAGGGUUGCGUGAUAUUAGACGAAGAGUGGUGUGACUCAAGGGUUGCGUGACAUGAGAUGAAGAGUGGUGUGACUCGAGGGUUGUGUGACAUGAGAUGAAGAAUGGUGUUACUCAAGGGUUGCGUGACAUUAGAUGAAGAGUGGUGUGGCUCAAGGGUUGCAUGACAUGACAUGAAGAGUGGUGUAACUCAAGGGUUACGUGACAUGCAAUGAAGAGUGGUGUGACUCAAGGGUUGCGUGACAUGACAUUAAGAGUGGUGUGACUCAAGGGUUGCAAGACAUGACAUGAAGAGUGGUGUGACUCAAGGGUUGCGUGACAUGAGACGAAGAGUGGUGUGACUCAAGGGUUGCAUGACAUGACAUUAAGAGUGUUGUGACUCAAGGGUUGCGUGACAUGAGAUGAAGAAUGGUGUUACUCAAGGGUUGCGUGACAUUAGAUGAAGAGUGGUGUGACUCAAGGGUUGCGUGACAUGAGACGAAGAGUGGUGUGACUCAAGGGUUGCAUGACAUGCAAUGAAGAGUGGUGUGACUCAAGGGUUGCGUGACAUGAGAUGAAGAGUGGUGUGACUCAAGGGUUGCAUGACAUGACAUGAAAAGUACAUGAAGGGUUGUGUAAUGCAAGGAUUACAAGACAUGUCGAUAAAUGCACAUGUUGCGUGACACUUCGAAAGCUUGCAAUGGAAGAAAAGUAUGGAGUCACAUAUCGGUUCGCAUCUCAUCUCAUCAAAUUGGGCGAUAUCCAAAUCUUGACACAAGGAUUUCAAGGAAUUUUUGAUAUUUAAAUUAGGGAGUAACAUUGCUGUAAUGUGACACAAGCAAGGAUAGCGUGACACUGUGUCUGUACAACUUGGACAUUCAUUCACCUCUUAUCUAUCCCUAUGUUUCUCCGCCUGAAAAGGUUAAGAAAUGUGACCUCGAGAAACAUGCCCCAAAUAGAUGCGUGCUCUGCUGACCUCACCCCUUAAAUCCUGUCGAUCCGACUUGCGUGACGCGUGGUUUCAUAGGCUAUGAAACCCUAUGCAAAUGAGAUGUUAAUCUAAGUACUUAUCCGCUUGAAUCAUGGUGAAUUUCAAUCCAUCCUAUAACUAAAAAAACUCAAUUCUAUUUUUAACAAUCAAAUAGCACAGUAAAAGAAGUAUUUUUAAAAAUGGUGAGAUUUUUCACAUUAAAAACAACACAAUGUUGCCACGCAAGUCAGAUGUACGGACUUCAGCCCCUCGACUUGUACUGUUCCUCGAGAACGAUAAGCGAUGAGAUCACGUGUCACCAACACAGUGAGAACAUAAAUAUUCAUUAUGUAAACAAAACAGUUUUAAUAUAUUUCAUCACAAGAAAUCGCUAACAAUAACAUUUCAUGUAAAUCAUGUAAAUGAUCACUCAUGAGUUAUCAGAAAGCGAUAUAAUAACUUGAUAUUCUUAUGAGUGAUCAUUGUUUGAAAUAUGGAAGUUCUCACAUGAAUACCAUGGCUGAUUUAUUAAUGCAACAGUGCCAUGCCCAGGAGGCGCACUGUCUUUAUGUAAAUAACAAUUGAAAAAUAUUGCUUGAUGGAAUGAAAUUAUAAUUAUAUUGCUUUCAAAA
Nematostella vectensis (starlet sea anemone) is the source of this 6187-nucleotide messenger RNA. RefSeq names its product DENN domain-containing protein 5B. The coding region runs from base 93 to 4175 and encodes 1360 amino acids. Lineage: Eukaryota; Metazoa; Cnidaria; Anthozoa; Actiniaria; Edwardsiidae. Gene Ontology annotation, molecular function: guanyl-nucleotide exchange factor activity; small GTPase binding. The record is from RefSeq and is a predicted model, not a curated record. The transcript has 26 exons.